This is a messenger RNA of Chara braunii, 755 nucleotides long. Lineage: Eukaryota; Viridiplantae; Streptophyta; Charophyceae; Charales; Characeae. The record is from the annotation of a GenBank genome assembly.
GCGUUCUUCAGUUAUGGGACUUGACGGGACAUGCAGGAGGAUGAACAAAAGAUCUGAUUGGCAGGAGUCAAUCUCGUAUGCAAGUGCGCUCUUCUCCUGCAGUUGGUUUGUGUUCAGAUUGACAAGUGAUUAUGGCACCACGGUUACAGUGUGGUGGAGGAAGAGAAUUUAGAGGAUGGAGAAGAAGGUGGAGGAGGAGGAAGAAGAAGAGGAGGAGGAAGAGGAGGAGGAGAUGGAGGAAGAGGAGGAGGAGGAGGAGAAAGAGGUGGAGGAGGAAUACAAGGAGGAAGAAGAGGAGGAGGAGGGGGACGAGGAGGAGGAGGAUGACGACGACGACGAGGAAGAAGAAGAAGAAGAGGAGGAGGAGGAGGAGGAGGAGGAGGAGGAGGAGGAGGAGGAGGAGGAAAAGGAGGAGGAGAAGGAGGACGAGGAUGUGGAGGAGGAGAAGGAGGACGACGACAAUCAGGAAAUGGAGGAAGAGGAGGAGGAGGAGACGAGGAGAGGAGAAGCGGAAGGAGGAAGACAUGAGAAGCGGAAGGAGGAGGAGGAGGGAGGGGUGAAGGAGGAGGAGGAGGAGGAGGGGGAGAAGGAGAAGGAGGUGGACAAAGGGAAGUUGGCUCACCUGGCAUGGGCGGGGGAUGGCGCCUGGGGUUGUGGUCGUCGACGUCGAAGUUUGGCAAUGGCAAAACCGAACUCCGGCGACAGCUCGGGGGCCAAGACGAGCGGGUGAGAUCGCUAGGGCGCCCAAUUUCGAA